GUAUCAAGCUAUAUACGCGUCUUAUUAAAGUUCCUUGGUCCCGGAUUUAUGGUUGCCGUUGGAUAUCUUGACCCAGGAAACUGGGCUACAGAUAUGCAGGGCGGAUCGCAAUACGGUUACCGCCUACUAUUUAUUAUUUUGAUAUCCAAUCUCGUUGCAAUAUUCCUUCAGAAUCUUACCAUCCGUCUUAGUACAAUAUCCGGUCUUGACCUUGCUGCUGCCUCCCGCCGUUUCUUUCCUACCUGGGUCAAUCUUAUUCUCUAUGUUCUUGCCGAAGCUGCCAUCAUUGCCACUGAUAUUGCCGAGGUUAUCGGCAGCGCUAUUGCUCUCAAUCUUCUCUUCCCUAAUUUGCCUCUGCAGGUCGGUGUGACUAUUACCGCUACGGAUGUUCUUAUCGUUCUGCUGUUUUACAACGAUGAGCCUGACAGUGACGGUGACCAGAUGCAGAGUACGUCGGCCCGUAUCGUGAACUACUUUGAAAUCUUUGUCAUGCUACUGGUCGUUGUCGUUGGCGUUUGCUUUGUUGUUGAACUCGCGUACUCUGAUAUCGUAGCUAAGGAUGUUUUCAGAGGCUUCUUACCUUCCAAAGAGAUCUUUACUGACCCAAGUUGUCUUUAUUCUGCUAUUGGUAUCAUUGGUGCUACUGUUAUGCCACACAACUUAUAUCUCCACAGUUUUAUUACACAAGACCGUGUCGAUAUUGAGUACCUUUCUCGCUAUAUCAACAUCAACAUGCGCAAGAAUCUACAUUAUGGACUUGUUGAUCUGAUAUUUGCCUUGUGUUUUGCCUUCUUUGUCAAUUGCGCUAUCCUUAUGGUAGCUUCAGCUAACUUUUACUAUGCUCCUGAAGCACAACGCCACACAGUCGAGGAUCUAUUCAGCGCUCAUGAGCUACUCUAUCGCUACAUCGGUCCACCAGCUGCUGUUAUCUUUGCCUUGGCCCUUCUUUGCGCUGGUCAAUCUAGCACCUUAACCGCAACUCUUGCUGGGCAGGUCAUUAUGUCCGGAUUUCUUGGUAUGUCCUCUCGUCCUUGGGUACGCCGUAUCAUCACUCGAUUGGUUGCCAUUGUACCGGCUAUGGUUGCUGCCAGUUUGGCCGGUCGCAACGGACUGAGUACAAUGUUGGUCGCAAGUCAGGUUGCUCUUAGUGUACAGUUGCCGUUUGCAGUGAUUCCUCUUAUUAUCUUUACAUCUAUGAAACGUUGCAUG
This is a messenger RNA of Phycomyces blakesleeanus NRRL 1555(-), 1209 nucleotides long. RefSeq lists its product as hypothetical. Lineage: Eukaryota; Fungi; Mucoromycota; Mucoromycetes; Mucorales; Phycomycetaceae. Gene Ontology annotation, biological process: intracellular manganese ion homeostasis; iron ion transport. Gene Ontology annotation, molecular function: manganese ion transmembrane transporter activity; cadmium ion transmembrane transporter activity. Gene Ontology annotation, cellular component: membrane. The transcript is spliced from 4 exons. The record is from RefSeq and is a predicted model, not a curated record. The annotation marks the transcript as partial.